This is a messenger RNA of Hemiscyllium ocellatum (epaulette shark), 1700 nucleotides long. RefSeq names its product myelin-associated glycoprotein-like. The transcript is spliced from 8 exons. Lineage: Eukaryota; Metazoa; Chordata; Chondrichthyes; Orectolobiformes; Hemiscylliidae. The record is from RefSeq and is a predicted model, not a curated record. The coding region runs from base 95 to 1525 and encodes 476 amino acids.
AGGGCAGUCAGUGCAGGCAGAGUAUAUUGGCAAUUACUUCUCAGGCAAACAGUUGGACAGCUCAAGGAGUUCGAGAGGGAGCAGCUGAUGCAGGAUGUGGGGACAGACAAUGAUCGGGAAAUCUUGCCUCCUGCUGUUACUUCUGCAAGCUGGACUGAUGCUAGAGUGGGAUAUCGACACUCCACGGAACGUGACAGCCCAGAAAGGUUCCUGUGCACGGAUUCCAUGUCGUUACACUUAUCCUUCAAAACUGGUAAACCAAACACGGGUUGGAAUCUGGUUUAAUGCCAAUAAACAGGGUACAUCAUUGAUAGCCUUUCACUCCCGGCAUCACAGCAAAGAGUUGCCACGUUUCCGACAUCGAACCCGGCUAUCUGGAGACCUGAACGAUGGAGACUGUUCCCUGAUUGUAAACAACAUCAGGCAGGAAGAUGCAGGACCUUAUUUCUUCAGAGUAGAAUUUCAGGAAAUGGAUAAAUUCAACUACUUGCCUGAAACCCAGCUCUAUGUUUCAAAUUUCACAGAUAAACCCACGAUAUUCCCCGUGGAAAUUAUCGCAGGAAAGUGUGUGAGUCUAAACUGUAUCUUCAACACAACGUGCAAUGGAACAGCACCUGCCUUAACCUGGGACACUCCCAUAGCUGCUGAUGGAUCACUCUCAAACACCGUCACUCAGCAUGGGGUCACUCUGAGCUACACUUCUGUUCUGAGCCUGACACCGUCACUCAGACACCAGGGACAGACCCUCACCUGCAGAGUGAGUUAUCCAACUGUGUCAUCAGAGCAGACCCUCAUACUGACAGUGCAAUAUGGUCCAGUGUUUUCCCGAGAGUUGGAAUGUGCUCGGAGGGCAGAGGGGAUUACCUGCAUCUGUGCAGCCAACUCCAACCCUCCCGGAGACCUCACCUGGCACCUCCCCCACGCCAACCUCAGCGGGAACCAAACUCAUGGAGACUUUGUGUCGCAGCAGCUCAGAGUGGGGCAUCUGGUGAUGGGCUCUCUGACCCUGACAGGGCACUCGGAGGAAGAGGAAACGAUGGCAUCCUGCUCAGUUCGAAACCCGCACGGGGCAGCCAUGCUCAAGGCAUAUUUUUGGGUCAAAGAGAGAGACUUCAAUAAAUGGACUGCAGGAUUGGUCAUGGCGGGAAUCAUGCUGAGUGUUUUCCUGGCUGGAAUUCUCACCUUCCUGUGUUGUCAAAAGAGAAAGACAGUGACUGAGGAGACAGCUUCAAAGGUCAGUGACAUCGCAGUGACCUACCCUCCAGAUGCUGUGACACACCAGGUUUCACACAACAUGGUGGUAACUGACUUGCAAAAUACAACCAGGGACCCAGCUAGAGGGGGUGAAACUCCAGCUCCCGGGAAUGUCUUCGAGGGUCCAGUGGGAAGAGACACUGCACACCCUGGGAGCACUAAAGACCUUCUCUAUGCCAGCAUCAACUACACAAAGUUACCCAGCAGUGAUGGGGCUGUGCAGAGGGGUGAGGACACGGAAUAUGCACAGAUCAGAUUCCAGCCAAACUGAGAGAGAAAAGCAGGGAGAGGGCUGUGAGGGAUGUGUGCAGUCAAUGUGGUUGAAUAAUGAAGAGAAAGUGGCGCUGCCCAGCUUUGGUGUUCACUCUGAAUAUGCUUUCCAAGUGCUGCAUCUUUUUCACGUUAUCAGAGAUUGUAUGAAGUUUAUGAAUUGUGUGUAAUUUCGC